This is a messenger RNA of Stegastes partitus (bicolor damselfish), 3393 nucleotides long. It is a transcript of the gene arl6, whose product is annotated as ARF like GTPase 6. Lineage: Eukaryota; Metazoa; Chordata; Actinopteri; Pomacentridae. Gene Ontology annotation, molecular function: GTP binding; GTPase activity. The transcript is spliced from 8 exons. The coding region runs from base 179 to 736 and encodes 185 amino acids. The record is from RefSeq and is a predicted model, not a curated record.
AACUCGUAUUUGUUGUCUGUGGGCUGGAGAGCAUCAGAGAGCUGCGGAGAAAUGAAUGAAACAUCGAUUUGACGCUGAUUGUCAAAUGAACUAACUCAAGGGAGCGUUAAGAGCAUCUGAAAUCAAGAUACCGCAGACAAAUUACGGACAGAGGAAGCUGAUGGUUGCUGGCUAGCCAAUGGGGCUGUUUGACAAGUUGGCAGGAUGGCUGGGGUUAAAGAAGGAGGUGAAUGUGUUGUGUCUCGGUCUGGACAACAGCGGAAAAACCACCAUCAUCAACAGGCUGAAACCUUCCAAUGCCCAGGCACAAGACAUCGUUCCCACGAUUGGCUUCAGCAUAGAGAAGUUCAAGACAUCCAGUCUUUCCUUCACAGUGUUUGACAUGUCUGGUCAAGGCAGAUACAGAAACCUUUGGGAGCAUUAUUACAAGGAAGGACAGGCUAUCAUAUUUGUCAUCGACAGUGCAGACAAACUGAGGAUGGUAGUGGCCAAAGAAGAACUGGACACAUUACUAAAUCAUCCUGAUAUUAAACACAGGAGGAUCCCCAUCCUGUUCUUUGCUAACAAGAUGGAUGUCAGGGAUGCUCUGUCUUCUGUCAAGGUCUCACAGCUGCUCUGUUUGGAGAACAUCAAAGACAAACCCUGGCACAUCUGUGCCACUGAUGCCCUGAAAGGAGACGGUUUACAGGAGGGAGUCGACUGGUUACAAGAUCAAAUCAAAACAAUGAGAACGUGAGAGCAUGAAGAGGGACCAGCCAGGAGUAGCAGCAUUCAUGGAAGUCUCAUUGAGACGAACAUUUUGGUGUUAGUUUGAUCUCUGUGCGACAUUCCUACUGGGCGCUAGGGCAAGGACCCCUGCUUGCUUUGCAAGUAGGGGUCCUCGGACCCUAAUAAAUGGUUGACCCUAUUUUCGGAGGUACCACGAAACACAAAUGGUUUUAAUGAGGCAUUUAAGUGGUUUUUGGAUACGUUUGGUUCAAUAGAGAAGUGAUCAGAUUCUUUGGAACUGUGGAAACAGCAAAAAUACAUCUACCAAUCAAAAUUUUGACAACUUUAACACAUUAAUUUAGGGAAAAUACUUUUCGGUAAAAGAGUUCUGAGUUUAAACUGUUUAAAGGAAUAAUAACAUUUGGAACAUUAUGUCCACUAGGGAAAAGGUCUAUUUCAACUUAUAGUAUCACUUACAUUUUCAUGGUCUUUGCGUAACAGGGAUCACAGUGAACUAUAGCUGCUCUGAAAGAAGCUAUUGUGGUUGGUGCUUUCUUUCUCUUUAAUGAACAUGAGUACCUAGGCUAUCUUGUUAAUAAGAUAUUGGUGGGUGCUGUUUCUUUUCUCUUUUUUUGCAUACUUCAGCCCUUAAACCAUCCCGUGUCUAACAAAAGACGUGUACCAGAUUCAUACUGCAACAUACACAACAUUACACAAGUGAUGUAAACUCAAGGUCUGGUGUCCUUUUCCUUCUGACUCACAAUUCAUUUCCACUGCAGCAUUACAGCAGAAGAUAUAUGCUCUGAUCUGCAGAUUUAUAGACACUGAAAGCAUGUGACUGUCUCUCCCUGUUUCAUGCCUCCAUACAUCAGAGAUUAUUCUAAAAAAAAAAAAACUUCAAACAUGAAACUGGCUAAGACAGUCAGCCCUUUAGAAAUCAUUUCCACCUCUGACAAAUGCCAAAUGUUCAUUUACUUUCUUUUUUUUCCUAAUGUCUCUCAGGGCCUCUAUGUGGAUAAAAUAUUAUUAUAGUUUGAACCAUCAUAUCAAUCAACUGUCAUUUAUUUCUUCAAAAAGGCACAUUUUCUGCUAUUGCUUUUACUAAUAUCAAAACAUUGGGGGUAAUUCAGUGCAUCGCCUUUUUCAGACUUGCAUAGAGGGCCAUCCCACUGUCACACUGAAGACAACAGCUAUUACAUCUUUACUGCAGCUAAUAUUACAUGCAGCUCACGUUUGAUUAAUGUUCCCCUAGCCGUAGCCAUAUUAAAGACUAUUAUUGUAAAAAGCGUAACAUUUUCUAGAACCACCUACUCUGUUGUACAUAUUCUUACUUGUGGCUAAGGGUAUAUGAAUAUUAGUCAAUUUAGCUGUAAAACGUGGUAAAUUGAUUGUUAUAAAUGAAUGUCAAGUUAGCCUGUAGUCUGUUUUAAAAAUCAGAACUUCUGAACACAAAGCAAAUUUUCAACUAGUGUUUGAUUUUUUUUGCCUUAUUCCAUAGCUCAAAGAACAAACUGUAAUCAAAGAAAAUGCUUCUCACAAUUUACCUGUGCUACUUCAGUGAUUCAAAGGCAGACAACUAUAAAAAAAAUACUACUCUACUCAGUCUGUACAAAGUUUUUAAUGCAAGCCUUUGAUCCUCUUCUUUAGAGGGUCUCUGACUGAAAGCUUGCAUGAAAAACCGCUUCUGUUUUCUGAUUGUGUUCAUCAAGCUCCAUCACCUCAGCCAAGCUUUAUAGCAAACAUGAGCUGUCUUUUGAGUAGUUUCAAGGCAAAAAGAAAUUAACUGACUGAAAUCUAAAAUUGUGUUUUGUUUUAUAUAGUCAGUAGUAUGUUGUUCAAGAAUGUAUUUUUGGGAAAGUCAAGUGCAUAAAAUACUCAAGAUUUCCCCCGAUAACACUUGACAUCAAACUGAAUAUAGACAGAAGAUAUCAAGGUAUAAUUAUUUCAGGGUAGUGGUACGGUGCAGCGCUGUACUACAGAUCUAGGAUGUGUGAUUAACAUUAAGACAGUUUUGUUUUAAUACGACAAGGGUUUUGUUCUUUGUUUAGCUUUUGUGAAUUUAGUUCUGUACAUUUUGAAUAAAUGAAAAGUCAAACCACACUUGAGCAGGUCAUUUUAACGGAUUGAAAAGUAAUUUAACAAAGUGAGUUCAGAUUAUAAAACACAAAGACAACAAGUUUAAGCUAUUGUUGUUGCUAUCAGACUGUUUACAGUUUUUACAUCCUGAACAUUGUUGUAAGGAGACAGUUCCAGACAAAGAUGGUGUUAUUUUGAACCCACUCACAUCUUAAGUCUCCAUGGACACUUGGUUUUUCUACUACCGAUCUGAGACAGCGAAGUCCAAAACAUUUAAAUCUGGCUCACAGUGGCUUUAUCCACUGAUUUUUGUAAUGCAUAGUACUUUUUUUUUCUUUUGUAACUGCAAGACAUUUCAGAGUUUGGCCAAUAUUCAUAUCCUCCAGACAUCUUACUUCAUAUUUUUUUCAAAUCAAGCAAAGGGUCCUAGUGAGAUCGUGUUUCUCAUCCUGCAGAAAUCUUCUUAAAAGAAGGAUCCUUUGAGCACACAUUCACUUUAGAGAAAUUCUAGAUUCUUUGAUUAAACUGUAUCCUCAAAUGAGCUGUAUGUAUUUUGUUUAUGACGUUCUGUGUGUUAAUUUUCAAAGAAUAAAUGCUGUGGGAAGCAAA